Messenger RNA from Daphnia pulicaria, 2250 nucleotides. RefSeq names its product triokinase/FMN cyclase-like. The coding region runs from base 126 to 1988 and encodes 620 amino acids. Gene Ontology annotation, molecular function: glycerone kinase activity. The record is from RefSeq and is a predicted model, not a curated record. Gene Ontology annotation, cellular component: cytosol. Lineage: Eukaryota; Metazoa; Arthropoda; Branchiopoda; Diplostraca; Daphniidae. Gene Ontology annotation, biological process: glycerol catabolic process. The transcript is spliced from 14 exons.
UGCAGCCCCCGCAACAGACACAGGCAUUCUGCUUGUUUACAACCUUAAUUCUCUUAUUUCUCUCGAGUUGUGCAGUCGUUUGUUGGGUUUGUACUCAUAUUGGUUGUGGUAACAAGUGCUGAGAAAUGUCCAAGAAAUUCAUCAACCACCCGGAUGAUUGCGUUGACGAAGCACUGGAAGGUUUGGUUAUGACAAACCUUGGUCUUCGUAUUCUGGGAGAACAACGUGUCAUCGUUCACGAAUCGGUAAAAGCUGCCAAUGGAAAGGUUGCUGUUAUUGCUGGAGGCGGCGGAGGGCAUGAACCGUUCGCUGCCGGUUUCGUCGGGCAAGGCCUUUUAACAGCAGCCGUCUGUGGCCGGGUUUUCUCUUCGCCGCCGGCUGGAGCUGUUUUAGCUGCGAUCCGGGCCGCACGUUCAAGUGAAAAUGAUGGUGUCUUAGUGAUCGUGAUAAAUUACACGGGCGAUCGAUUGAAUUUUGGUCUGGCGCUUGAGAGAGCGCGGAUGGAAAACAUUCGCGUGGAAAUGGUCAUCUGUGACGACGACUGUGCUCUUUCGAGCUCAUUCAAAGCAGUUGGUCGUCGAGGAUUAGCAGGAUCUUUGUUCCUCAUGAAGGCCGCCGGAGCGUUGUCUGAAAGAGGAGAAAAGCUUGAAUCGAUGGUUCACGUGUUGGAAGAGAUGAAAAAGUCCAUCGGCACUAUCGGGGCGAGUCUAACAUCGUGUAGCGUUCCAGGUGGUGAAACAAUGUUUCGCUUAGAGGACGACGAAUUCGAACUAGGACUUGGUAUUCACGGAGAAGCAGGAGUCAAAAGAAUCAAGAUGACGACUGCCUCCAACAUAAUCGAAGAAAUGUUGAAUCGAAUGACUGACAGUGAUUCGUCGUGUUCAUUCCCUCUUCCAUCGGGUUGUUCUGUUGCUCUGAUUGUUAACAAUCUGGGCGGGUUGUCCAUCAUGGAAAUGUCUAUCGCUGCUCGCGAAGCCAUCAAGCAACUUGAAUCCCGUGAAGUAAAAGUUGUUCGCUGCUAUGUCGGCCAUUUAAUGACUUCGUUGGAAAUGAGAGGAAUCCAGUUGUCCGUUUUGCGUGUAGAUGAGGACGAGAGGAGUUGGUGGUUGAGUUUACUGGACGCUCCCACUUCUGCGCCGAUGUGGCCACACCCACUUUAUCACGAUCGAAUUACACCUGAGAAACUCUCGGACGAUGGUUACCGUUGGGAUCAUCACUUUGAAAAUCGUGGACCGUCACUAGGCGAUAGAGGCCAAAAAGCGCUAAAGAUUGCAAUUCACGCUGCCGCCAAUGCAUUGGAAUCUCACGUCGAUCGCCUGAACGAACUGGACUCUGGAUGUGGUGAUGGUGACUGUGGUUCCACUCUUAACCGAUGGGCCGAUGCUGUUCGCCAGAUUGAUUUGGAACUGGAAUACCCCUGCACCGUAUUCCAUCAACUCUGUUAUUUGAUGGAAAGUAAAGUAGGAGGAACUUCCGGGGCUGUUUACGGUAUUUUUUUCGCAGCGAUGGCAAAUGCUUUUGAAGAAUCGGAUAUUGAUGAUGAUUUACUGCGAUGGACUCAUGCUUCUAAAGUUGGUAUUGAAGCUGUAAUGAAGUAUGGUAAAGCUGAGCCUGGUGACCGCACAGUCGUGGAUGCCCUUCUUCCUGCGCUAGAACAUUUACAAUCACAUCCUAAAACUAGCAUCAAUGAAAUAUUGGAUGAAUUGUUAGCCGCUUCCGCUGUUGCUGAGGAAGGAGCGGAGAAAACUGCCGGAAUGCGAGCGAGGGUCGGAAGAGCUAGCUACGUCAAUGAAGAUCUCGUAACGAAACCCGACGCUGGAGCCACUGCUGUCGCUAUUUGGUUCCGUGGUUUUGUUUCUGCAUUAGAUUUAGAAUUUCGUGAGCCUGAGCCUGAGCCAGAGCCUGAACCCGAACUGGAACCGGAAACACGUUCACGUAGCAGCAGCAGUAGUAGCAGCAGCAGCAGUUCCUCAAGUGACGAAGAUUAAUAUUUUACCUGGAAUCAUUCCCACCUUUGGAUUUCUAUCCAUUAGCCUACUAUGUGCUUGGUGUCAUGUCAAAUUCUUUUCAAGUUUCAACACAGAUCCUGCAAGUUAAAAGUUAAAAUUUUUAUUAAGAAAUGUCCAUCUUAACAUUAAGAUUUUAUUAUCUGAUGUUAAUAACUGUUAAACUUUCGAUUGGAAAGAUUUACUUGGAUUAUUAUUUUAACUUUCAAAAUUUAUUGGUAAUAAAUCUAAUAGAUGGCUCUGA